AUGUCUGAUAGAUAUAGACCUUCAGGUCCCAAGUCUUCUAGAUACAGCGAGGGCCGUGAUAUAGAGCGUGAACGAGAGCGUAAUCGCGAUCGCGAGAGAGAUUCUAAUGUUAGAGAUGACUACAGAGGAGGAAAUUAUAAGAGCCAGUACAGUAAUAGUAGUAGAGAUUCAAGUGUGCGAGAUUACUAUGCUGGGCCACCUCUGUCCAAUAGCAAGAGGCAGGCAUCUGAUCGCGAUGGAGAUAAUUACAGGUCUGGUAGUAAGCCUAGUGUAGCAAGUAGAGGAAGCAGAAACGGACCUGGAACUGGGCCACACAUGCCUUCGAGAGAUUCUGCGAAUGGAAGUAAUGGAUUCGCAGACCGUGAGAUUCCUGGUGGUCCAAAACUGAGCAGACAGCCUCUCCAGGCGCCAGCAUCAUCAUCAUCAUUAUCAUCAUCAUCCACAGCCAAGGGCAGACCUCCUCCUAGCGGACCUAGUGGAAAGCCACCAAUUGGCCCCAAGGGAACUUCGAUUCCUACAGGUCCUUCCAAAUUCAGACCCGCGGGUCCUUCUGGUUAUAAAGGCAAUAAGGAAUCGACUCAAGACAAGGGUGGAAGAGAUACAUAUAGACCAGCCCAAAGGCGUCAAGCUUUACCACCUCAAGAGAGUACAGUAGGCGGAGGCAGUAAAAGGCCGCACGAUUCCACAACAAGAACUGAUGACUAUAGGAAAAGGCACCAUUAUGAAGAUGAUUACGACUAUGAUCAAUCAUACUCAAGUAGCAAAGGUAGUUACAGAUCCACAUAUGGCAGUGGACAAGGAUAUGGUGGACGAGACGAUAAGUAUGCAUCAACCAGGAAUAAUACUAAUCCCAAUAAGGCCAAAAAUGGUCCUCCUCUGGGUCCUCAUGGACCGCAAAGGGGACCGCCUGCUAAGACGAAAGGUAAAGGUAAGGAAAACAGUGGUCCAGGUAAUCAGAAGAAGCCCAGAAAAUUGCUUACCAACUCUCAGAUUUAUCUGAUUCGUACUAUUAAACCGAACGAAGUAUACGCACGAGUUCAGCAAGUUGGCGAGGGGACUUACGGGAAAGUUUACAAAGCCAAAAAUUCUAUAACCAACGAAUUUGUAGCAUUAAAGAAAUUGAGAUUGGAAUCUGAAAGAGAGGGAUUUCCAAUCACAGCUAUGAGAGAAAUCAAAUUAUUGCAAUCUUUCAAUCAUCCUAAUAUAGUUGGAUUAUUGGAAAUGAUGGUUGAGCAAAAUCAAAUUUACAUGAUUUUCGAUUACAUGGAUCAUGAUCUUACUGGGUUGUUAACCCACCCUGAUUUGAAACUUGAAGAAAGUCAUAAAAAGUUCAUUUUCAAACAGCUAAUGGAAGGUUUGAAUUAUUUGCACAGGAAAAGAGUUAUACAUAGAGAUAUAAAGGGAUCCAAUAUUUUAUUGGACAACAUAGGGGUUGUGAAAAUUGCUGAUUUUGGAUUGGCAAGAACGAUGAAAAUUACCCUGAACGGUGAGCUGCCUGAUUACACAAACAGGGUAAUCACUAUAUGGUAUAGACCACCCGAAUUAUUACUAGGAUCUACGGAUUAUGGAAGAGAAGUUGAUAUUUGGGGUGUAGGAUGUUUACUCAUUGAAUUGUAUUCUAAAGUUGCUGCAUUUCAAGGCUUUGAUGAAGUUGGACAAUUACAAAAGAUCUUCAAUGUAAUGGGAACUCCAACUUUAGAUAGUUGGCCAUCGAUGAAUGAAUUACCUUGGUUUGAAAUGUUGAAACCUAAGGUAAAUAAGGCAUCUAUAUUUGGUUCGGAAUACAAGCCAAUUAUGAGUGAAUUGAGUUAUGACUUGGCAGAAAACUUGUUGAUGUUAGACCCAAAGCGAAGAUUAAACGCUGAGCAAGCGUUGAAGCAUCCUUAUUUCUGGCUGGAUCCCAAGCCUGAACCAUUAUAUUUUUUGAAAGAAUUGAAGGGUGAAUGGCAUGAAUUUGAGACGAAGAAGAGAAGACGCAUGGAAAGGAAAAGGAAACAGGAGAUGAAUAAUAUCAUAACACCUAGUGUUCAACUGGUUCCAAACGUAGAACGAAGUGUGCCACCACAAAGUGUGCAGCAUAGUGCCGGGCCCUCUGCCGAACAAGCAGAUGAGCCGAGCACGGAACAGGUAAUUGAGCAGGUUGUUGAACAGGUUGUAGAGCCAGUUGCAGAACACACCAAUGCUGAACCGGUUUCGGUGCCAAACCCAGAGCAACCUGAUGAAAAUAUUGCUGAACUGAGUGUAGAGGUCACUGCAGAACAGGCUGAGAAGUAA
This is a messenger RNA of Dujonia railenensis, 2274 nucleotides long. The record is from the annotation of a GenBank genome assembly. Lineage: Eukaryota; Fungi; Ascomycota; Pichiomycetes; Serinales; Debaryomycetaceae.